CAUCGCAUGUAUGCAGCAUCAUCAUCAGCAGCAGCAGCAGCAGCAGCAGCGUGAGCAGCAGCGUUAGCAGAUAAGCAACAAGCUGCUCGAAGCGCGCAGGAAGAGCAUCCACGCGCACACUAACGUUCGACAUUUCCCCCUCCAUCAUCACCACGACCUCUUUCCCACCACCACGGACACCAGUGCUGAAACCUCAGCAUUCACCAUUGCCUGCGACUAAGCUCAAGAUGAGCGCCUCGGAGAGUCGAUCAGCCAGCGGCGAGGUCGUGAAAGGUGCCAACGGAGCUCUGUCCUCGUCCGCUUGGCCUGCUGCCGAGCCUUCGCUGAUCUCAAAGGCGUUGGGCACAGCCAGCGCGCAAGCUGAUGCCGAUGCUCAACAUCCUCACCAAGCAGAGAUGAGCAGAGAGGAAAUGCCAAAGGCUCGCGUGGCACCGGAUCACGUCAAGGAUAUGCACGGUGCUCAUGCGGAACAGGUCCCUGCUCUGGCUGUAGGCGAUACCGAACGAGCAGUAGAUCCUGGAAUCGAUGACUUGGGCUGGAGCCAGGAUCCAAAAGUGCCAGUGCCCGUCCUGCACAGCAUCAAGAAUGAAGAGCUCUGGCAACUCAUUCGUCGAUUCAACAAUUCGGUGGCGCAUGUCAAGUUCAUUGAGCGACCCCCGCCCGGAGGCAUGGAUCUCAACAUCGCCGACAAGGACCCCUUCUCUCCCGAGAAGCUAAAGAGCACCUUGGAGCGCAUAUACCUCACAGUCGGUCUCGGAUUCGCCAGCUUCUUCAAGCACAUUGCCCGCAUUCGUUCAUGGCACGAGCAGAGGCGCACCGCCGUCUUUGCGGGCACAUACGCGCUCGCAUGGCUCUUGGACAUUGUCGUGCCUGCCCUGAUCUCCUUUGUCGUGCUGCUUUUGGUCUCUCCUCGUUCCAGGCGCGUCCUCUUUCCCCCAGCUCCAUUGGCCGCCAUCUCUGCCAAGACUGGGGAAGCCAAGGUGCCGAAAGCUGGUCAUUUGGGUAGCGAGAGCCUUACAGGGGCAAAGGAGAGCUACCAGGGGGAAGCGGCGGAAAAGGAAGCAGAACAUGCCGUCAAGAGCAUCUCGAAAUUGGCAGUGAGCACCGCCAUAGGAGGCGGUCAUCAGAGCACGGGCGAUGCAAAGGCAAAAGCAGGCGGCCAAGAGGAGAGCGACGAGGAUUCGGAGAAUUACAGCAUCAGUGAAAAGGAUGGACAAGUCAAGGUGGAGGAGCCAGUCGCUGCUCUCACCUCCUCCGCUCAUGCCGCUCAAGAUGCCACCACUGCCGAUGACAAGGGCACAUCCCAGACUGCCGCUGCUGCUGUGGACCAAUCGCUCUGGAACACCAUGCAACCCUUUCUGCACGCUCUAGAGGACUUGGCAGACACGUGGGAACGAUUCGGCAAUGCGCUGUCACCCAUGGCUCCCUUUUCGCGGCAUCGGGCGCGCGCCUUUUUGGGAGGAAUCCUAGCACCCUUGGUCGUGGUCUCCUACUUUACCUCCAUUUACGUCGUCUACCGAGGCACCACGGCCGGCCUAGGAUUCGCCUUUUUCGCUCAACCUCUGUUCGAUAAGCUGGCCAUUUCCGACCUUCGAAAGCUUUUGGAUGAAAAGGUUCCCAAUUGGAAGGAGUACCUCGAAUUGAGGAACAGCAUCCUAAAGGGCGUACCCACCAAUGCUCAGCUCACCAUUACCUUGCUUCGUAUUGGAGAGGCCAACAAGUCGCCGCUCCCACCUCCGCCGCCUUCCAACGUUGCGCCGGAACCGGAGGCUCUAGAGGGCCACGAGAUGGCCGACGACUCGAAUCUUCCGCCAGAGUACAAGGAGCAGUUGAGAGAGGCAGCGCAGGAGCAAAAAGAAGAGGAGGAGGAAGAAGUUUCGGGAGGUGAUACCUCUUCGGGAAAGCAAAAGGCGAAAAAAGGUUCUCGAUUCUUGCGUUUCCUCAAAGGCACCACUGCUGGUGCGACCGAGACUGCUUUGGGGGCCAAUCGGGUCAAAGCUAGCGUGGGUGUGGAGGUGGCGAAACGCAAGGUGGGCGUGGUGAAGAAGACGUUGGGACCGGAAGCUUCUGGCGAUGGUCCUUCUUCCUUUCACGCCAGGUUCAAGGGCAAAAGAGGUCUGCUGCUCAUUAGCACCACCGCCACCACGCCAUGCGUCUCUUUUGAAAAGCGUCAACCUGCCCAUGCUCGAGCUGCAUUGGCAGCGGCCGAAGCAGCGGCAGCAGCAUCUCGAGCGGAUGGCAAGGAGGAGGAGGAUGGGGAAGCUGCGAAGAAGUUGGCGGAUUUGGCGGAAAAGGCUAGACCUGCGCCCCUCUUUAGCUUGCAGAUCGACGAGAUUCGCAGCGUAAAGAAAUUGGGAGGCUUGGGCAUCACGGGCAAAUUGCUCGUUGGAUGGGCGCUGGAUAGCGUCGUUGCUGAUGGUCUGGAGAUCGAGACGAGCAGCGGUCAGACGUUCAUAUUGUCCGCCCUGCCUCGCCGAGAUGAGGUCUUUAAUCGUCUCGUAUCCCUUGGCAAACAACAGUGGGAGGCUUGGUAAGGUUGUGCUCCCCCACUCCCACACUUUCAGCUGGUGUCUUUUUUCUUUCUUUUUUCCGCAUUUGUGCAAGCGCUCAGUUCCACGGGCCAUAGGACUCGCAUCAACCUUCCCGUUGCCCCGCCCCCUCCCAAACAUUCACAUGUAAAACUCGCGUCUCGACCACGUUCCAUCUCGUCAAUCCAAUACGCUUCCUAAAGGGAGGAAAAGAGCGGAGG
Messenger RNA from Ceraceosorus guamensis, 2749 nucleotides. RefSeq lists its product as hypothetical. Lineage: Eukaryota; Fungi; Basidiomycota; Exobasidiomycetes; Ceraceosorales; Ceraceosoraceae. The transcript has 6 exons. The coding region runs from base 228 to 2534 and encodes 768 amino acids. The record is from RefSeq and is a predicted model, not a curated record.